CCUGAGAAACAUACUAGAUGCCAAAAUGAAAGCAUUGGUUAGACAGGGGAUAGGAAUCACAAAGCGACAGGCGAAAGUCAUAACAGAGGAAGAAGAGGAUAUUUUGUGGGCGAAAUCUCUUUUAGGAAGCGAUUCUCCGCAACAGCUCAGUGACACCCUAAUCUAUUUGAUUGGCCUUAAUUUUGCCCUCAGAGCAGGAGACGAGCAUCGGUUUUUGCAGGUAGGCGAAACAUCCCAACUUAAGGUAAUGCAAAACGUGAAUGAAGGGUCCAAGUUCCUAGUUUACACCGAGGACAUGUCCAAGACCAACAGGGGCAGCCUUAAACACCGGAAGUGCGAACGUAAAGUAGUGAAGGUGUCUCAGAACAACGAGCGGCCAGAGAGAUGUUUGGUUCGUCUAUACGAAAUGUACUUGAAUCUAAGGCCACGUAAUGGUACUUGCCAGGCGUUUUAUCUACGACCACUUCGGUACGCUAAGACAGAUGUCUGGUUUGCUGACGUCCCAAUUGGCGUGCACACUCUCACCCAAACCAUCAGCCGUUUUUGCAAGGCUGCAGGCUUCAGUGGUUUCUAUACCAACCAUUCGCUUAGAGCGACCACAGCAACUCGACUUUACGAUGCCGGACUUGACGAACUGGACACAAGUCAUCAGCUAUCCGUUGUUAUAAGAACCUCUGAACAACUGACGGCCAAAGUGGACAGUGUCGUACAAAGGAAGUCGAGGAAGGUGACGUCUCACACAGAUACGACCAGUACGCCACCGGCUACAGGAACUGUUACCGUGACUACACCGUCCGAAGACCUCAAGGAAAGUACACGUGGGAUAACCAUGGUCCUUCAAGACGGCCCCUGCCUGUCUGUGAACUUGUGA
Molecule: messenger RNA, 871 nt
Organism: Haliotis rubra (blacklip abalone)
Lineage: Eukaryota; Metazoa; Mollusca; Gastropoda; Lepetellida; Haliotidae
Product: zinc finger MYM-type protein 2-like
Exons: 3
Coding region: 26-871 (281 amino acids)
Biological process (GO): DNA recombination; DNA integration
Molecular function (GO): DNA binding
Source: RefSeq, a predicted model, not a curated record